Molecule: messenger RNA, 766 nt
Organism: Cimex lectularius (bed bug)
Lineage: Eukaryota; Metazoa; Arthropoda; Insecta; Hemiptera; Cimicidae
Product: translation machinery-associated protein 16 homolog
Exons: 5
Coding region: 105-713 (202 amino acids)
Cellular component (GO): nucleus
Source: RefSeq, a predicted model, not a curated record
UUGUUUAUGAGGCAUAAGCACGUGUUGAGUUUGAGUAAAAGGUUUUGAACUGUUACAGCAGUUGAAAAGUUUCAACAAUUUUUGAUUUUUACAUUUUACUUAAAAUGGGAAAAUCAAAACAGGCGAAGAAAAAUGAGUCGAAAGCACUGGGGAUUGCACAUCCGAACAGUCGAAAAGCGACAAAACUGGCGAAACAAGCUGUUAGGCAGUUGGCGAGGUUGAAGACCAAGAAAGAUUUCUCAAUAAGGAAGAACAUUUUUGGUGAAAAACUCAUGUGGUUCAAGGAUCAUUUGCCGUCAGGCGUCACGGUCAUGACAGCAAAUUGUUUUGAAAAACUUUUUGAUAGUUAUCUUGCACGGUUUAAUGAAGAACUAGAACAGAUCGAGAUCAAACAUUCCAUUGGUAAUAGAAAAGGAAGGCAGCAUGCAAGCAGAGAGGAUACAAUAAAAAUGACAGUUUCAAGGGAAAAGGAAGAAUUCGAGACUUGUGGAUUAGAAAUGGUUGAUAUUUUAAACCCGAAGCAGUUGGAGAUGUUGAAAGAAUGGGAAGGAGAAAUUGGAAAAAUGAACAAUUUUGUCAUCAAAAGGUUUACAAGAAACUAUUUAAAAACUUAUAAACCUCUGCCCAUUUCUAAAAAGUAUUUGCGUCAAAAUAGUGAAAAUGAAGGAAACAUAGAGGAUAGCCAAGAAAAAGAGAUGGACACAAAUAAUUGAAAAUGUCAAAUUUUAUGGAAUAUUUAUUGUAAAUACUUGCUAAUAUAUUUUUA